Cicer arietinum (chickpea) is the source of this 1970-nucleotide messenger RNA. RefSeq lists its product as uncharacterized. Gene Ontology annotation, molecular function: protein binding. The record is from RefSeq and is a predicted model, not a curated record. NCBI's taxonomy places the organism in Eukaryota, Viridiplantae, Streptophyta, Magnoliopsida, Fabales, Fabaceae.
AAAAUUCAUAAAGCAACAUAAACCCCUACAAAAACUUUGUAGCAGCUACCCUGUUGAUCCUCACCGGAAGAGAUGUCUCUGCGCGUGUCAAUGGCGAAAUUGUUCAAAAAACUUCGUUUUCCUGCUUCCAACGCCUUCUCUACACUUUCCACCAAUUCAUUGCCCAUCUCAUUUUCCGGUAAAACAUUUUCCCACUGGUAUCAAAGUGGAGCAUAUGGUUGGAGAAUAAAUCUUAGGGAUCCUUGUUUAUGCUGGACAUUUGUGACUCUAGGGAUUAGUGCCAACACUGUGUUUGCAGAGGAUGCAACGGCCAAAACAUCUUCCGAUAAUAAUCCUGGGGAUGAUUUAACUGGAUUUAGAAAAAUUGAGGAUGGUUCUGUAGCCUCAAAUAUACAUACAGCAAAAUGGAGAGUCUUUACUGAUAAAGCAAGAGAGCUUUUUCUACAGGGAAAACUCAAUGAUGCUGAAAGACUCUUCCUUUCUGCCAUACAAGAAGCUAAAGAAGGUUUUGGCGAGCAAGAUCCGCAUGUUGCGUCUGCAUGCAACAAUUUGGCCGAGUUGUACAGGGUCAAAAAGGCAUUUGACAAAGCAGAACCAUUGUAUUUGGAAGCUAUCAAGAUCUUAGAAGAAUCUUUUGGUCCUGACGAUGUAAGGGUUGCGGUUGCUGUUCACAACCUAGGGCAGUUCUACCUUGGACAGCGGAUGUUGGAAAAAGCUCGAGUUAGCUAUGAGCGCGCUUUGAAGAUAAAAAGGCGUGUUCUGGGAUAUGAACAUUCAGAAUGUUCAGAUACAAUGUAUCAAAUCGGCAUGGUGCUGUAUCUUGAAGGAAAAGAAAAGGAUGCCGAGGCCCUUAUUAAGGACUCUAUAAGCAUGCUAGAGAGAAGUGCUGAAGGGGAGUCACUUGUAUGCAUUAGAAGACUCCGUUUCCUCUCACAGAUAUAUUUGAAAUCACAUCGACUUGAUGAAGCUGAGAUGGUACAGAGAAAGAUCCUAAAUAUAAUGGAAUUGUCAAAGGGAUGGAAUUCCUUGGACACAGUUAUUGCAGCUGAAUCCCUGGCCCUGACCCUACAUGCAUCAUCCGAAACAAAACAGUCAAAAGAGCUUCUUGAAAGAUGUCUUGAAGUCCGGAAAGCCUUACUUCCUAGUGUUCACAUUCAGAUUGGUGCAAACCUACUUCAUCUAGCAAGAGUGGCAAUACUUGAUUCCAGCCAACAAAAAAAAAGCGAUGUUUCUAGAGCUAAAGCUGAGCUUGAUAUGGCAAAGGAUCAUUUGCAUAAUUCCAUAAGGAUUGCGCGUCAAUGUUUAGAUAAGGUAUUGAAACAAAAAGACAAGUUGAAGAAAAACAGUGUGCUUGUACAUUCUAAAAAAGAAGCCCAUGCAGCACUUGUCAUAUUGUUGCAAUCACUCAGUACUCUAUCAUCGGUGGAGUUUGCUAAGCAAGAAUUGCAGGAGACUCAGAAAGGGAAUACCAACGUUGAAGCUCAAGAGGCACUUCUUCAAUGCAUUGCUACUUACAAGGAGUUUGUACAUGAGAAGUCCAUUGUUGAUUCUCCUGAAAUAAAGAACGAAUAUCUUUCAUGUUUUAAGCGUGCUCAAAGCUUGCUUGGCGAUAAGCUUAAUGCAGAGGAUUUCCAAAAGCUGAAUCAGCCAUCAUGAAGAGGAUUUUUUUUCUUUCCCUUUUCUAUUUUUUGUGAAAGGGAAAUUUUUAGUCAAAAAAGAAAUAAAUAAACAAGCCGAAUUGCCUCAACGGCUUUUGGUGUCAGAAAGAAAUGUACCUCUGACCAGGAUUUUCAACAUUCAUUCUUAUUGAUAAUCACACAAAGCAUUUCACUGUUUUGUGUAAUUAUUAAUCACAUUACUUUGAUACUGAAAUGUUCUAUACUUGUAUUAUGCUUUGUUGCUACUACAACUAUUACUAAUUAUUAAUUACCUGUUUUAUUCAAGUAGUAAUACUUUUCUGAUGAGCAAAA